GUUGGCUGAUAGUGUGAUGUAUACAAAGUGGGGAAGUCCGGUGUACUCCGAAAACGGAUCAUUCCUUCCGGAGUUGUCCUAGUGUUGACAAUAUUGGAGCUGAGGGAACUACACACACACAUACAUACACACACCAUUGUGAUUUAGGACCGAAGACGAUAGCGGACUGCUGACUGGUAUGGGGAGAUAUGGCUUUUAACAACACAAACUCACUUGAAGAUUUUGAGAACACCCUGCUUACUGAGGGAGUGAGCAAGUCCACUAUAGAAAGACUUAGGAAAGAGGAAAUCACUGAUUGGUCGACACUCGCCAUUUUGACCUCUGAUGACAUCUCAGAAUUAGGACUUCCGGUUGGCCAGAAAGCCCUGGUGCGUAAUUUGACACAACGAAAGCCUCCCAGCAAGAAUGAAACGAAAGAUCCGCAGCCCUCACGCGGUUCACCAGUCAUGUCCACUGUUACCGACGCAGACCGAGUCGCCUCCUUUUCUGAAACUGCUACAGAAUAUGUGAGACAGAGCGACGUGUCAAGAGCGGAUGAUAUAUACGAUGAUGCCAUGAGUCUUGAUCAACAACGUACAGAGAAUCAAACCCCAACGCAGGCCGAUGAGGUACCACCGGCAAAUCCAUCUAGGUAUCCCAGGGACCCUCCUGUCUCUCAAAAGUCUGAGCAACGAUCAAAGAAAUAUCCUCGGAAACCCCCCGUCCCGUUACCCAAGGAGGAGGAGGACAGCGAUGAUAUUUACGAUGUGCCUGAAGACGAAGAAAUGGACGAUGGGAAUUUGGAUGACGUCUACGACGUCCCUGACGAUACAGACGGCGGUGAUAUCUACGAUGAAUCGUCUUUAGACUCACCUGCACAAAAUCAGCCGGCAGCAAGACCUACCAUCCAGUCUUACCCUAAAGUAAUGACGAAACCUAGUAUGACGUCAGACUCAUCAACCGCGCCGAAAUCAAACGUGAAGACGGAGUCGUCACGUGCGUCAAGAGCACACGGGGCAUCAGAGUCUUCACGUGCCUCGAGGUCACACGGAACGUCAGAGUCGACACGUGCAUCGAGGUCACAAGGAACGUCAGAGUCGACACGUGCAUCGAGGUCACACGGGAUAUCAGAGUCUACACGUGUGGCAAGAUCACAUGGGACGUCAGAGUCGACACGAGCAUCAAGAUCACACGGGACAUCAGAGUCUACACGUGCGGCAAGAUCAAACAUGACCUCAGCGUCGACUAAUGCACCACAACAAAUCAUGACGUCAGAGCCUACCAACACACUUCAGCGAAUGACAGUUCCAGAAGAAUCAAUACAACUACCUAAGGCAGGUGGGACGUCACACAUGUCUAAAUUAUUGACGAUGUCCGAAGAUAUAAAAAAUGCCGCAAAAAAUAUCAUGAAAUUUGAAACAAAACCUGCAGCAAGACCUACGAUUGUAAAGGUAGAUUCUUCACCUAUGACGGGACAAGGUUCUGUACCCGACUCAAGACCUAUGAAAAACAGGCUAUCAGGAGGGUUCGCCUCAGACACAGGGAGUUACAAGCAAGCAACACCGGAAGUACUUCCACCGCGCAUGUCAGGAUCGAUGUCCAAAGGAGUUCACUUCCCUGAAGAGAUGCUAGCACCUGAUCCGGAUGACGAUAUGUAUGAGAAACCCGUGGCAACCGGAGGACAAAAGGUAAUGCCAUUGCGACCAAACUCCAUUCCGGACGAAGAGGCCCCGGAUUUACCAAGCAGACAGAUAAAAAAUAUACCAAGACCACAACCAAGUUUGAUCGAAGGGGAGACAACUCAACACGUCACAAAAAUAGCAGAAGACAACUCCGGUGACCACGAGGUGGAGUUGAAUGUUUCGUGCCUUGAAACAGAAGGGAAGGGGAAAGUUGUCCUAGAGCUUACGACAGCCCACCAAGAUGUGGUGAAGCCACUUCCGGCCAGAAUACUACUACUGGUAGAUACUAGCGGAAGUAUGGGCAUUAAAGUCGGGAGGAGGCGAAGAAGUAAACUUAACCACUUGAAAUCGUUCGUGAUAUCAAUGGUGAAGACUCUAGACGACGGAGAUCAGGCGGCGCUAGUGACUUUUGGAGAAGAUUCAAACGUUCUGUUGCCCAUGUCAGAGAUCAAUCCACGAACGCUGGACACAUUAACCAGUCAACUGGAGGAGUUGGACAAGUCCUUCCUGUCGAAAAAGACAGAUCUAAGUGCUGGUAUACUUACCUCCCUUGACGUAUUUGGCCGGGUCUGUAAAAGCCAAGAUGACCUUCUGGGUUACCGGAACAGCAUCAUCGUCUUUUCGGACGGGGAGAUCAACCUUGGUACACAGGAACCACAGCGAUUGGUGCAUGAAGUUCGCGAGAAGAUCCGUGCGAUGUCGUUCGGCCUUGAUUAUACACAGAACCAGUGGGUGUCCAUUUCCACCGUAGUGACCGGAAGUAACUCCACCGAGAUCAUGCACUCACUGUCGAAAUUCUGUAGCAGCGAUGCUUUCUAUCAACUUGACACCGAAAAGGCAACUUCUCAAGCGGAAGUUGAUUUUUUUCUUCCGGUUAUGAUGCGCAAGACUGCUAUUGCGUGGAAUGUUGCCCUUCAUGUCCAAUCUCUGAACGGUGCGACUAUCGUCAACGCCGAUUGUACUCAAGAGAACAAGGUCAGACUGCGAGGACCUAAAACAACAGACGGCGAAAAAACGCAAAAGGCUUAUUUCUUUUAUGAUAUCCCCGCAGCUUCGGAAAAACACGUGGGGAUCGUAAUUGACCUGUCGAGAGCGAGCCAGAAUCCGGAAGUUAAGGUUUUGACUGCUACUAUAAAUUUCACUGGUAUAUCUGGUAAGCGUCGUACUGUCAUAAAGGACGUAACUCUAGCUGACUUGAUGACGACUGACCUCGCGAAGAAGAAGGAGGCACUAGAAGAUAUCUACAUGCACGAGGCUCGCAUUGUAUCCCAGAUUGCCGUUAGUAAGGCCGCCGAGGAAAUCAAGUCGGGCCGCGCCGAGAAAUCGCGCACGCGCCUUUUGGAGGGACAGUCGGAUCUGCAGCGACUUAUGGAAAGUUACGGCCAGAAGGCAGAGGAGGAAGAGGUACACAUUGAUAUAACCCCUCAUGCGGAGUCUGUUAUCAAGAAUUUGCAAUCCCUGUUAGAUGCCAUCGAGACGGCUACAGGACAGGACGAGGACGUGAACGGUAAAAACUGGAUCCGAAUGAAAGUCGUUUCGUCCGCUAUCACUCGGGAAGCUCCGACAACUUCCGAUACUGUUUCCGACACCGAUAUUCUAUGUCCUCUCCCCAAAAUUCGACAGGUGAGCUCUGAUAACAUCCGGAAACAGAUGGUGCAAGUGUACCGGAAGGAAGGUGUUCGGAACAGCAGUUUCGUGAACAUGGAUCACACUCUGAAUGAACUGUCUCAUAGUUUACGAAUGAGGCCUAUCUCCGAGUAAAAUAUAAUGCAAACUUACCAUGGAGACUAAAAACAUCCGAAUACAUUUUUCUUAAUUUAUUUCGAUCAUUUUUAUUUCGACAAUUUUUCUUUUAAUUAGUCAAUCAGUCAAACAAAUGUUUGAUUUCAAUCGAAAUUAAAUUUUGUCUAAUUUAGCAAUCAAUAAUUUUGAUAUGCUUUGCUUGAAAUGUAAAUGUCGAUUGGUUUUCUUUUUGGAAAUUAAGAAAAUCGGAACAUAUGUCAUUGACCCUGUGUCACCGCCGUAUUAAAUGUCUGUAUGAUAUUAAGGACGAUUUCUUAGAAUUUCUAAUUUCUAUGUAGAUGACCCUGGAAGCAACCAUAAAUUGUCUUUUUUUUAUAUAUAUAUUUGUAGAACCCGAAAAAUAUGCAUUAUAUCGAAUACUCUAUGUCUCGGGUUAUUUUCCUUUGAAACGCUAUUAUACAUUCUGCCAUCAGAUAUUAGUAGAGAAACAGCCCGGAUGAACUUAUAAUUAAUGAGGUUGAUUCCGAGGAUAGUUCGUGCUAUAUCGCUGCAUUUACGUCAGCUUUGGUCACUGUUAAUCUUUCCAAUGUCAGUUAACUUAAUUUUUGUCAAUAUUUAUUUUCAGCAUUCGGUUCUUCAAAUGAGUUUAAUUCAUUCGGUACAGAUAUUGAAUUUCACUUAUUUUAAUGUGCUAACGCCCACUUUUUAUUGAGUUUAGAGUUUGAUAAAGCAAUGCUACAAUACUUCUUUGAACUUCGGGACACACGACAAAAGCCUACCCCUCAGAUAUUACAUUUGACCAAACUAACCAGUAUAUGUUAGACCAGGUUCACUAUGUUUUGAGGGGUGAAUCUUGUUUACAUUAUUAUAGAAUCAGAACUUUGCUGCUAACAUGUAAAUAAAUGAUCGCAAAAUUGAAUCGAUCGACUCAAUUUCAGAAAAAAUGUUAAAACGCUGCGUGGCAAGUAUACAGUUCGGUGGUUACAUUGGAUCAACAGUAUUAUGAACAAUUUAUAAUUGUUGAUGUUAAUGAAAUUGUUUGUACAUAUAUUUUACUAGGUAUAGUGUACCACCUGUCUCAAUCAAACAUUGGAUUUCUAUUUUGGAAAAUCUCCGUUGCCAAUAGACAAUUUAAUCGAAGUAUUCGUAUAUAUCUUUCGCUGUGAAACAUUUGUUCCCAUCUUUAUCUAUGUACAAAUAUUUCUGUCAUUUUUCCUGUAUGAAGGAGGAAAAUAUCCCGAAUAUCGUUAUUUUUUAUUAUUUUGAUAUCAUAUACGUUGGUUCAUAAAUACAUUUGCAGGUCUCACAUUUAUGGAUUGACAAUAUUUUGGUAUUUUUGAUGAUAUAUCUUUUAUUGUUUUAAAGAGAAUUAUGUUAUAUAUAUUUUUUGAAUUUCAUCAAACGCUACAGUAAUUUUGAUUUUGAAUAUUUCUAAUAAUUUUCCUUAAUUUACGUACCAUUGUGUUCUAAAGAAAAAUAGCACUAAACGUAAUGCCAAAAUAUAAACUUUAUUUUUUUACAACAUUUAUGAAACAAGCUAUAUCAACUUAUAUUAAUAACUCUUGUUGGCCCGGAUGUCAGCGCGCGGGGGGUUUUAGUGUGGGAGGAAACCGGAGUACCCGGAAAAAACCAAUGUGGCCGGUACCACUAUUCAAUAUAGUAGUGUUAUUGUUGGAGAUGAAGCUGACUUUUGAAUACCUCUUAAAUCAAGGUGACAUGUCCUUUGUAUAUGGAAGAAGGGUUACACAUGCUGACCUGAUUUUUAUUAUAUAUUACUCAAAUUUGUUUAGAAAAGAACAGGGUAACGAUGUUAAUGGAUCUUUUUUUUAUCAGAUUCAACUUCAAUUCAACAUAUUGUUUAUGAUUUUACUGUCUUGUUAUAUAUCAUGAAUGAAACUAUACAAUAUAUAUGUAUAUGCAAAUACCUUUUGAGAUAAUUUCAAAGCGUAGAAAAGUAAUACACAAACGACAUCAUCGUAAAAUCUCUCCAUAGAUGUCACCUGUAUACGUAUAAGGUCCUCAUGUCUAAGGACAAUAUCUCCAAAUUAUUUUAAUUUUUAAUUUUUAUCUCAUUAUUAUCUUUUUUGUAUCCUAAGAACCCGAAAUACGUGAAAAAAUGGACGCCGUUUUAUGAAAUAUGUACAUAUGUCAGUAUACUACAGUGAAACCUGUUUAUUUCGACCAUUGGGAAUUCCUACCGCUUGUCUAAUCUGACCUAAAAUUAUCCGAUAUCCUGCUAUAAAUAUUUCGACAUUUUUUAAUCAGAUAUCUAUGUUUGAGGAGAUCCUGUCUAAUCUAGGCACUGAGUAUUUCGACAACAUGUCUCAUACCGGCCCUGUGUAUGGCGAUGUUCCAUCUUAAUAAUCCAAUGAAAAAAAGUCCCCAUUGAAUGUUUCAGAUUGGCCAGGUGAUUUUUCCUGUCAUUUCACUCCACAGAGUGUCGGAUAAGACAGUUUUAUUUGAUCAAUAGUUGUGCUGCAUAUAGUGUCAUAUUAUACAUGUAUAUCUGACCAAUCUUUUGUGUCCAACAAAUUGUCGGAUUGGACAGUUUUGACUGUAAUUUUAUUAUUGUAUUUCUAUUUUCUAUUUUAUUUAUGUGCCAUAUUCUGUAUUAAUAUUCUACUGUCUGGAAAGAAAACAAGAGAUAAUUGUAUCCUUUUUGUUGAAAAUUAUCACAUUAAAAACUGAUAGUAAGAUGAGACCUGGA
This is a messenger RNA of Mizuhopecten yessoensis (Yesso scallop), 6111 nucleotides long. RefSeq lists its product as uncharacterized. NCBI's taxonomy places the organism in Eukaryota, Metazoa, Mollusca, Bivalvia, Pectinida, Pectinidae. Bases 189 to 3422 code for a protein of 1077 amino acids. The transcript has 17 exons. The record is from RefSeq and is a predicted model, not a curated record.